This is a messenger RNA of Rotaria sp. Silwood1, 2007 nucleotides long. Lineage: Eukaryota; Metazoa; Rotifera; Eurotatoria; Philodinida; Philodinidae. The record is from the annotation of a GenBank genome assembly.
AUGGUAGAUAAUGAAAAACGUGAAAAUUUGGCGAAUGCUCGUCGAAAAUUAAAAAAAUUUCGUGAUCAACACCAACCAAAUAACACUGAUACCAAUGGUAAUGAUCUUCAUUCAAUCAAUGGAGCAUCUAUUGAUUCUACUAUUAAUUACAAUGUUAUGUUGCCAACUAUAACUGACUUUGUUAAUGACCAGCAAACUAUACCUGAUGGAAUUCAUCAGAAUUUAUUGAAAUCGCCUGUCAUUGAACUAGAAGAACAAAAUCGUGAAUAUGGUUCGUUGAUUGAAAACCAAAAUCAGCAAAGAUCUCGUCUUGAAGAUCAACAACAGUUAAGUGGUACAAGUAAUAUGUCUGGUCGUUCGAGUCAAACUUCAGUUGAUGUUGAAGAAAAAUUGCGUCGUGAUAUAAAACAGUUACAAGAGCAGCUGGAAAUUCAUGUACAAACAAUUGGAAUCUUAGUAGCAGAAAAAACUGAUGUAUCAGCAAAAUUAACUCAAUCAUUCAAGCAACUUGAACGUAAACAAAGUGAAAUGGAUGAAUUAUAUGGACGUUUAAAAGCAUCACGUGAACGUGUACAAGAACUUGAAAAACAAAUCCAAUUUUCAACAUCAAAUGUGCAAAAACGAGAAAUGGCAGCUAAAGAAUCUGAUAAAGAAAAUGAUCGAUUAAAAAUCGAAAAUAUUCGACAAAGUCAAUUAAUUGAAGAUUUAAAACAAAAUAUCAGUGAACUUAAUGAAAAACUUCAUAAUCGACAAAUUACUGUUGAUCAGUUAAUUAAUGAACUAGAACAAUUAAAGAAACAAUCUCAAUCAACUAAUGACAUAUCAAUGACAGAACACGAAAUCAAUGAAUUACAACAAACAAUUCAACAUAAAAAUGAUCAAAUAGAAGAAAAUAAUAUUUUACAAAAUGAACAUGAUACAAUGAAAACAACUUAUGAAAUAAAAUUAUCUGAUCAUAGUUUUAUACUUAAUAAUGAUAAUCUUCAACAAGAAAAUGAUUUAUUUCGAAAUGCUAUUGACCAAUGGUCAAAUAGAUACGAAGAAUUAAAAUCAAAAUUAGAACAAAUGACUAAAUUAUUAACUGAAAAAGAUGAACUUAUUGUUGAACUUAAAACAAAUGUUAAUAACUCAAAAGAUCAACUAGAGAAAGAUCAAUUAAUUGAACUUGAUGAAAGAUUUAUUAAAAUAUCAAAUGAAAAUAUUACUCUAAAAACUCAAAUUGAAACAGUUGAAUAUAUAAAUAAACAAUUAAAUGAACGUGUUGAACAAAUUCAAUCAAAAUCAAAUCAUGAACAAGAAACUCAAACACAAGAACAACAAUCGAAUUCAUCGUUCUCAUUGGAUUCAAAUGAUAAUAAUCAAUCUCAGCAACAACUUUUUGAACAUUUAAAUGAAUCAAUACGUGAAAAUGCCGAUUUAAAAGAUCGUAUCCAACAUCUUGAACAUGUUAUUCUUCAAUUACAAAGUGAAACUGAAACAAUUGGUGAUUACAUUUAUUUAUAUCAACAACAACGCGAACAACUUCAAAAACGUUAUCAAGAAAAAGAUAUUUAUAUUAACCAAUUAACACAAGAUCGAUUUAAUUUACAGAAAAAAUUGUCAGAAUUAGAAAUAUUACUUGUCCAAAUUUUAAAAAUACCGAUUUCAAAUAUAACUCAAUCACAAGAAUUUAAUACUGAAAUACCAAUUAGACAAGAUGAUAUAACUUCAUCUACUCAAACAGAAUUAAGUAUAAAUAAUAAUCAACAAUUGGAAAUGACUGAUAAUGCAUCGUCAUCAAUCAUUAACCAAACAAUGUCGUUCAAUAGCGAUAAAACUACUGAUUCGAUACUAUUACCACAAAUAAGUGAUGAAACAAAAGCGCGUAUUUUUGCAUUAAUCAAGGAAUUAGGACAGAAUAAUAUAUCGCCAAUGCAAAAUGAAAAUUUAUCAACAAUUAAAUUGGCAUUUGUUGAUACAAAUCUUUAUAUUUGUUCAACAUGUUCAGGUCCUGUGCAGUCGGUGUAA